UUGUCAAGACAAGACUGUCAAAAACAAAACAAAAUGUCAGCUCCGAACCAGUCGAUCAGCCGUAUUUUUUAUCAAAUAAACAUUAGUAACUUAUCCUAGAGUUGAUAAGAUCCAUAAUUAAAUAUGUUAAGUAACGGCGUAGGGUCAUAAUUCAUAGAAUAUGUAAGUGAGUAUUUAGAUUAACGAACCGUUCCAAAGAAGUACUUGGUGUCGUAAGAAUUUUUUCGAUAAAUUAAACUGCCCCGAUGCCUGUAAGCUUUAAAAACGGAAAGACAACAUGUAUGACAUGUUGUCAGAGUUUCGAGUGUCGGAAUUUGAUUCAUUCGUGGAUAUAUUAAGAUUGACUCCUGGUGAUCCACUGAAUACAUUUGGUGAAAUGUGGUACCCCGUGUUCCUGUGGUCUUUGUUCUCAUCAGUGUUUGUGCAUACGUGUGCGGCACUCGUCGCGUUUGGAACUCUGAGAAAGCACAAGUAUGGGAAGUUCUUCCCAGUGUUGUUAAUAGUGAUGGGUGUCGUGACUCCAGUGACUUCAGGUGUGGCGACCAGUGCUGCGAUCGCGUUCAUAUACCGAGCCGCUACGUUAACUAUGCCUCCCAUACAUGCCAUGAUCUGGGGAAUUGGACAAACUGUGCUUGGAGCUGGGAUGGGUUUCACAAGGAUUUUGGCUACUUUGUAAUAAUGAUAACUAGUUUAAUUUAGCUAAUUACAUCAUGUUAUAUUUAUGAACUAUAUAACUAUAUAAUUUACUAUAAAUCCAAUAAAUUCUGAGUCAAUUAACAUAGAAUAUAGAAUGGGAAUGUAGUGAAAGGAAAGGUGCUGAAUGAUAUGCAUAACUUCCAUGAAUGGAACAGGUUGACUGGUGGUCAAGGUUCUCCCCAUAGUGAAUACUCAUUAGCUAUCUGAUGUAAAUAUAUAAUCAUUGAUAUGUAGCGGCAUAUAAUACACAAUGUGCUUAAUUUUUGUAUGAACUAUCAUGUCUUGCAUAUUUGUAUAAAUUAUAGUAAAGAGACCUAGGGAAUUCAUUAUGAAUAUGACUAUGCAAUAAAAUAAUGAAUUGUUUUAGAAUGUAAAUAUGUGCCUACCUAUAAAAUAUAAUGACUGAUGUUUCACAAAGAAUACAUAUUUCUAGUAUUAGUUUUUCUACUUAAAAUCAUAUAGAAACAAUGGUAUUGUUCAAUGAAUCCUAAAUUUCAUUAUAUUUUAAAUAUUAUCUUGAAUGUAUUGUGAUAAGUUGUAUACCUGAUCCUACAUUUUCAUUGUAAUCAUAAAAUAUGCAUUCCAUGUUAAAAUUGUAUGAAAAAUUAAUUAUUAGCAUUGACAUUGUCAUUGAUUGUAUUAAAGUUGAAAUUAUUAUUUGACUAUUUUUGCUCAUUGCUUGAUUAUAUGAGACUUAUUGGGCCCACCGACAUACCACAGAGAACAUAAUUCCAGCAUUUGUUUGAGUGUAGCUUAUCCUCUUGUAUGCCAGAAUUUAAGACAAAGUAGAAAACACCUUGUGUCUCAAGUAUAUCUAGGCAUACUAUGGGUUAGUCAUGUCAUUAAGGAUGAAAUCUCCUAAUUUUAAUUGAAAUCAAUUGUCAUUACACUCAUAUCUGGGUUUGUACUUAUGUUUGUGUACAUAAUAGUUCCCUAAUUUGUCAGUAUAAUUAUUCUAUAAGUACAAUCUGGACUGUGUUGAAAAAUAAUUAUUCUUAUCAUCAAAUAGGGCCACAAAAGACCUUUAUUUAUUUGACAAUGUACAAUGUUUACCACUCACAAUUAAAGAAAUGAUAUUUUAAUUUAUUUAUAGUAAUAAUUAAUUAUUUUGUAAUCAAUUGGAUGAAGAUUUAAAUUAUAUUUUCUUUAUUGACAUUAUUUAUUACCUAUUACAAUUAGAUAUUCAUACUGUUAUUGUUAAAUGGAGCAUGGUGAUACUUUUAAUAUUAAUAUUUCUGUGGUUUUGGGAUUUAUCAAAUGGUGUGACGAAUAUUGCAUAAGUGUAACGAAAGCAAAUACAAUCAGUAAAUUAUUGUUGGAUAAAAUGUGACCUGAUUAGUAAUAGAUUACUAAACAGUUUCUAUGCAGCAUGUGCAUGUGCAUGUGCAUGUAUUAGUUAUCUGGGCAAUAAGUUAUAUGAGCUGAGGCCUGUACAUACACAGGAAUCAAAUUAUAGCAUGGCAGCAAUUAUAGAAAGCCAUAAAGUUCAAUUUUGACUGUCAAAACCACAGUAUCACCAUGUAAAAUGGAAGUUUUAUAAUAUUUCAAAUAUUAUUUUUUCACAUUUUUGUACUUAUCAUGUACAAUAUUAAAUAUCACGUUUGUAGAAGCAAAACUAUAAAAAAAUGCAAAGCUAGUGUGAUCAUGUUGUAAAUAGAUAUAUAUAUGUAGAGGAACAUUUGAAAAAAGGGAAAAUCAUUUUCCAUAUUUCAACAUUAUCCAAAGGAAAUAAAUGGUUUGG
Messenger RNA from Spodoptera litura, 2437 nucleotides. Its product is annotated as transmembrane protein 170A. NCBI's taxonomy places the organism in Eukaryota, Metazoa, Arthropoda, Insecta, Lepidoptera, Noctuidae. The record is from RefSeq and is a predicted model, not a curated record.